Messenger RNA from Trichechus manatus latirostris (Florida manatee), 1566 nucleotides. It is a transcript of the gene HSF4, whose product is annotated as heat shock transcription factor 4. Lineage: Eukaryota; Metazoa; Chordata; Mammalia; Sirenia; Trichechidae. Bases 1 to 1566 code for a protein of 521 amino acids. The record is from RefSeq and is a predicted model, not a curated record. The transcript is spliced from 12 exons. Gene Ontology annotation, biological process: regulation of DNA-templated transcription. Gene Ontology annotation, molecular function: DNA-binding transcription factor activity; sequence-specific DNA binding.
AUGCAGGAAGCGCUAGUCCCGCUGCCGGCGGACCCGGGCCCUAGCCCCGUGCCUGCCUUUCUCGGGAAGCUAUGGGCUUUGGUGGGCGACCCGGGCACCGACCACCUGAUCCGCUGGAGCCCGAGCGGAACCAGUUUCCUCGUAAGCGACCAGAACCGUUUCGCCAAGGAGGUGCUGCCCCAGUACUUCAAGCACAGCAACAUGGCGAGCUUUGUGCGGCAACUCAAUAUGUACGGUUUUCGGAAGGUGGUGAGCAUCGAGCAGGGAGGCCUGCUCAGGCCGGAGCGCGAUCACGUCGAGUUCCAGCACCCGAGCUUCGUGCGCGGUCACGAGCAGCUACUGGAGCGUGUGCGGCGCAAGGUGGGAGCUGCCGACAGAAACUGGUGGAGGUGUUGGGACGGCAGGCCCUGCCCUACACGACCUUGUCCGGACGGUGCCUGUCGCCUGCAGGUGCCCGCGCUGCGCAGCGACGACGGCCGCUGGCGCCCCGAGGACUUGGGGCGGCUGCUGAGCGAAGUGCAGGCUCUGCGGGGCGUGCAGGAGAGCACAGAGGCGCGGCUGCGCGAGCUCAGGCAGCAGAAUGAGGUCUUGUGGCGGGAGGUGGUGACGCUGCGGCAGAGCCACGGGCAGCAGCACCGAGUCAUUGGCAAGCUGAUCCAGUGCCUCUUCGGGCCACUUCAAGCGGGGUCCAGCAGCGCAGGGGCCAAAAGAAAGCUGUCUCUGAUGCUGGAUGAGGGGAGCGCAUGCCCGCCACCUGCCAAAUUCAGCUGUCCCCUGCCUGGUGCCCUCCUGCAGGACCCCUACUUUAUCCAGUCACCACUCCCAGAAACCACCUCCAGCCUCAGCAGCCCCCACAGGUCCAGGGGACCCAUCAUCUCUGACAUCCCUGAAGAUUCCCCAUCCCCAGAAGGGACUGGGCUUUCUCCCUCCAGUGGUGGUGGGAGGGAGAAGGGUCUGGCAUUGCUCAAAGAAGAGCCGGCCAGCCCAGGGGGGAAAGUCGAGGCUGGGCUGGCCCUGGCCCCAAACGAGUGUGACUUCUGCGUGACAGCCCCCCCACUGCUGCCUGUGGCUGUGGUCCAGGCCAUCCUGGAAGGGAAGGGGAGUUUCAGCCCCGAGGGGCCCAGGAAUGCCCAACAGCCUGAACCAAGGGGCCCCAGGGAGGUCCCUGACAGGGAGUCUCUGGGCCUGGAGCGGGGGGGCCGGAGCCCAGAGGGUCUACUGCCUCCAGUGCUGCUUCGGGGCACCCCAGAAAGUCUGGAGCCUGCAGGGCCCCUGGAUGUGCUGGGCCCCAGCCUUUCAGGACGAGAGUGGACACUGAUGGACUUGGACAUGGAGCUGUCCCUGAUGCAGCCCUUGGUUCCAGAGAGAGGUGCGGCUGAGCUGUCAGUCAAGGGGUUAAAUUCACAGGGUCCAGGGAAGGAUCCCACGCUUGGGAGGCCGCUCCUGCUGGACGUCCCGGCAGCUUUGGGAGGCCCAGCCCUCGGCCUGCCUGGGGCUUUGACCAUUUAUGGCACCCCUGAGAACCGGGCGUCCUACCUGGGCCCAGGAGCCGGUCCCUCUCCUUGA